CCUCGUCCGCCCCACUGCUCCACUCCUCGUCGUCGUCCACCUCCAUCUCCUUCGACUCUCUUCUCCCAUGCGGGAUGACCCUGGUGUCGCCUCUUAUUCAUACGUCUUCAUCAUUGCUUGCUGCUCAGCGCCCUUCCCUGACCUCAAGCUGGCAGUCUGCCGCCGAGACUACUUCCUCCAUGCUCAUCGCACCGCCGUCACCCUCUCCACACAGUGGUCUUCCACCCUUCACCGAGCUCGUACCCCCAAACUACUUCAACUACCAGCUGAUGCCGGUACCAGCUCAAUAGCUGAUUUGCCUAUUCAUCGUGUAUGGUCCCAUCUUCAAGCAGGCUCCAUCACGCCAGAGGGAAUGAAUCGAUCGUAGGAUGGCAAUUCAACCACAUCGUCGUCCUCCUCGAGAAUGGUAGUCGGGCGUCUGAGGAUGAACUGCCGUACGUCGCAUGACAAGAGCUCGCACAGCGCUCACCUCACCGACGACAUGCACC
Messenger RNA from Microstroma glucosiphilum, 488 nucleotides. RefSeq lists its product as hypothetical. Lineage: Eukaryota; Fungi; Basidiomycota; Exobasidiomycetes; Microstromatales; Microstromataceae. Bases 75 to 290 code for a protein of 71 amino acids. The record is from RefSeq and is a predicted model, not a curated record. The transcript has 3 exons.